Paramecium pentaurelia is the source of this 1242-nucleotide messenger RNA. The record is from the annotation of a GenBank genome assembly. NCBI's taxonomy places the organism in Eukaryota, Ciliophora, Oligohymenophorea, Peniculida, Parameciidae.
AUGUCUAGAAUUACUUAGGAAUUAUUAAGAAAAAGGGCAGAGCAUAAUGAAAUGAUGUUAACAAAUUUAGAAGAAAUUUCAAUUCAUUAAGAAGAGUUAGUGAAAAUUGAAAAUUUAGAUGUGUAUUGUAGACAUUUGAAAAUAUUAUUGUUACAAAAUAAUAUAAUAGAGAAGAUGGAAAACUUAUAUAAAUUAAGAGAAUUGGAAUAUUUAAAUUUAGCAUUAAAUAAUAUCAAAUUAAUAGAAGGUAUUGAGAAUUGUGAAUCUUUAAUGAAACUUGAUUUGACAGUCAAUUUUGUGGAUUUAUAAAAUUUAGAGAAAUCUGUAUAAUGUUUACAAAAAUGUAGAUUAAAAGAGUUAUAUUUAACAGGAAAUCCAUGCACUGAGUAAAUUAUUUGUAAUAAUAUUGAAUAGUUGGCAAGGAUAUAGAGACUAUGUGAUUGGUUAAGUAGAUUCUCUUCAUUCAUUAGAUGGCAAAGAAAUAACACAUACAGAAAGGAUAAAGGCAAAAUAAAUAUUACCAUAAUUAUAAAAGGAAUUAAUUUAUGCAAUUGAGGAAGAGAAGAUUAAAGAAGAGUAAAGAAUCCAUGAGGAGAAGAUUAGAAAAGAAAUGAAUCCAAAUAGUGAAGAUAAAGUAGCAUAUACACCAGAAACACGUAAGGAGAUGUAUUUGAUAUAAGCAAAAGAAAAGUAAUUAAAUUUAAAUAUAAAUAUAGAGAGUAAAAAGAAAGAUAAAGAAAUCCAGAGAAAUUUAAAGUAAAAUAAGAAACACCAAUAUAUAUGAAUGAUGGAAGAAUUAGAUAAUGUGAUGAGGGAGGUUAUAAACCUUAAGUAAAUAAUUGGGAAGAUCCAGAAAAUGUCAUAUUUAAAAUGAAUAUUCCUAAAUAUCUAGACACUUCAUUAGUUAAAGUAAAUGUGAAUCCUACUUAUGUGUCUGUAAGAGUGAAAGACAAGCUUACAUAGAUUAGAUUGGAUGAGGAAGUGUUUUCUGAAAAAUCUAAGAUUUAAAGAUCAGAAAUUACAGGGGAAUUAGUUAUUACAAUGCCAAAAGUGAAUCCUAAUGAAUUAUUAAAAUAAAUAGCUGAGAGAAAGAAAAAAGAGGAUCAAUAAAAAUAAUAAGAAUAGAUAAAAAAAUUAGAAAUUAAAUAGAAAUAAGAGAGAUAAAAUUUAGAUUUAUUAAUAUAAAAAGCAUAAGCAAAAUUAACAUAAUAAAUAGAUGAUGAUAUACCUGAUUUAGAAUGA